ACGGAGCUUGCACGCUACGCAGGACAGACCGUCAGAGCCUCAGCACCGCUACGCUCACUACAGGCACGGGCUGCGAGAACGAACUACCGGCCGGCUGCAGCGCUCCACGUUUAAAAAGACCUCACGAUGAGAAUGAUUGAGAGCGUUGACUCCGUGGUCACCAGGUCCAGCGAAGACCUCUGGGCUGAAAUCUGUUCCUGCCUGCCCCAUCCCGACCAGAAGGACGCUAGCGAUGCCUUUACAGACUCCUUCAUGGAUUCCUACGCCGAGGGAGGAGGCCAGAGCAGUGGAUCAGACGGCUCUUCCCAAACCCAUCUGAAGCCCUGGGCGCCCUUGAAUGAUUCAGAGGUGUAUUUAGCAUCCCUAGAGAGAAGACUGAUGAGAAUUAAAGGCUUGUCUCAAGAGGUGACCUCCAAGGAUAUGCUGCGCACUCUGUCCCAGGCCAAGAAGGAAUGCUGGGACAGGUUCCUGCAGGAGAAGUUUGAGUCUGAAUUUUACAUCGAGGGGCAUGACUCUGAUGAGAGCACGCUAGAGCAUCUGAAGCGAUGGCUGCAACCUGAUAAAGUAGCAAUCAACACCGAGGAGGUUCAGUACCUCAUCCCUCCGGAAUCUCAGCCAGAGAAGCAGGAGACCGAGGAAGAACCUCCAGCUGCAGAGCAGUGAGAUACACGCCGGCCGUGCCGCAGAGCCGCCGCUUGUCCGAGCCCUCGCAAAGUUGUAUCCAGCGACAGUAAUAACGGGGAGGGGGGAGAGGGAGCAAAAAGUGCCAAUUAUCGGUCAUUUAAAAACCAAAAAACCCCACACAAGAACCCCAGCUCUGGACCUCCAGAGACAGUGACUGGCAUUAUGGAUGAGAGCGGAGCGCCUGUGACACAGCAAAUGCCGAACUGAAAUCUUUCUUUGAUCUUCUCCCAGCCUGUAGCAACCUAAUCAUUCCAGUCUGAAUGUGAAUGGUUUGUAAUUCAUCAGGAGACAUAUUAAACAAAACAAGCAGUUGUUCAGAAGCAUCAGAAAACAUAACGGUCUAGAAUAGAACAGAUAAAGCCAUUCAAUUGGUUUUUCUUCCUGUCUUGUACCUUUUUUAUCACUCAAUUGGGCAUUUUUUUUUUCUUUCCUGCCAAGUCCACUGUGGUGUUUUCUGUAGAUCUUCGCUAUUUAAGUCUGAGUUGGCCCUGAGCUGUGCCUGGAGGAAGACAGAUACUUUUUACCUACGUGGAUUUGGAACCCUGAAGGAAGCUACCAUCAGUUUAACGAUUGCAGCGGUAUCAUUGACAUGUAACUAUUUAACACUCCUCUCUAUGUAAUGUACCCUUCUACAACAUCCCACUUUAUUGGCCAAACUAUUACAGAAUAGACUGGAGGGGGGUAUUUUUUUUCUUGUUGGUCACUUUGUAUCCGUUCUUUAUCUCCUUCAGGGUCUCCAAAAGGAGGGUCAGGUGAGAUCCUGUAUCAGGAAACCAAGAGUGAUAACCAGGGAGGCUACAAAUAACUUGUUUUCAUCGCAGACUUGCAUAGAAUUAUCUGACUUUAAAUGUGUUCUAGUAUUUAAUUGUUUUGCAUCCUGUUUAACUCUGCAGAGGAUUGUUUCCCAGGACUAAUCGAUGAAUCUCUAAUCAUGUACUUGUAGAAGACUGAUGUUUCUUUAACCUGUGCUUUCUGUCUUGGCAUUGACGCUAAAGGUCGAUAGAGGGAAGCAGCGUACGUUUUCUGUCAGAUAAAGCUCGUUCAGACAGAAAUUGUAGGGUUAGUUCUAGUUGUUUAUGCACACUGGAGUCAUACCAUGUUCAUUAUGUAUCUGUAUGAAAAUACAUUUUUAAAAGUAGCUUCUUGAUCCACC
Molecule: messenger RNA, 1837 nt
Organism: Grus americana (Whooping crane)
Lineage: Eukaryota; Metazoa; Chordata; Aves; Gruiformes; Gruidae
Gene: CCDC32
Product: coiled-coil domain containing 32
Exons: 4
Coding region: 127-663 (178 amino acids)
Biological process (GO): cilium organization
Source: RefSeq, a predicted model, not a curated record